Messenger RNA from Fusarium proliferatum ET1, 1422 nucleotides. RefSeq lists its product as uncharacterized. Gene Ontology annotation, cellular component: membrane. Gene Ontology annotation, biological process: transmembrane transport. The coding region runs from base 1 to 1422 and encodes 473 amino acids. Gene Ontology annotation, molecular function: transmembrane transporter activity. The record is from RefSeq and is a predicted model, not a curated record. NCBI's taxonomy places the organism in Eukaryota, Fungi, Ascomycota, Sordariomycetes, Hypocreales, Nectriaceae. The transcript has 3 exons.
AUGGCAUCUACAUCUCAAAAUUCCGUGUUUGAAGCAGUGCCAGCUGUUCAGUCCACAGGUGACAUGGACAAGAAAAACCCUGAUUCUCCGACCGUCUUUGCCCCCGAUGACUCGACCUCUUCUGUGAGGCGCGGUAGUAUUGAGCAACCCUAUAGGACAUACAAGAUCCGUUGGUUCGGGCUAGUAGUGCUGACAUUGCUCAACGUCAUGGUUAGCUGGUCGUGGCUCACGUUCGCGCCUGUCACUUCCUCCACCGCCGAGUUCUACAGAGUAGACGAAACAAUGAUGAACUGGCUAAGCAGUAUCUUUGUCUUUGCAAACUUCGCCAUGACUCUCGUAACUAUCAAGCUUCUCGACUGGGGUCUUCGUCCAAGUCUCAUCAGCGGCAGCGCACUUCUCCUAAUCGGCAACUGGGUUCGUUAUGCUGGAUCCUACUCCUCCGAUGGUAACAAAGUCUCCGUUGUCGCUGUCGCUCAAGCUCUGUUGGGCAUGUCGCAGUCUCUUGUGCUAAGUGCCCCGACGCGCUUCUCUGAAACGUGGUUUACCAGUCAAGGGCGUGUGACGGCGACGGCUGUUAUGAGUCUUGCGAAUCCAACUGGAGCAGCGAUUGGAUCCAUUGUCGUUCCCUUGUGGACGAAUGAACCUAGCGAUAUCUCUGCUGUUGUCUUAUACGUGGCCAUAAUUUCAUCUGCCGUGGCCGUUUCUGGCUUCUUCAUCCCUGGCACGCCGCCAACUCCUCCAUCCGCGAUUAAUCAUGCAGAACGGCCCAAGGUCCUGCCCUCACUACGCAUAUUAGUUCGAUCGUUGGAAUGUUACCUGAUUAUAAUUCCCUUUUGGGUUUACACUGGUCUUUUCGUCGCCACAACGUCCCUGGUCAACCAGAUCGUCACACCUUACGGCUUUUCGGAUACUGAGGCCGGUAUUGGAGGCGGUCUACUUAUAGUUCUCGGUCUCGUCUUCUCCGCCAUAACAGCUCCCAUCAUCGACAGAACCAAGAAGUUCAUCCUCGUUAUCAAAUGCGGAGUAGUAGUUGGUGGACUAUGCUACCUCGCAUUGGUAUGGGUCCCAAGUACAAAGGAGAUCGGUGCACUAUAUGCUGUUCUCUGCUGCAUCGGCAUCUCGUCGCUCGCUAUCGUCCCUGUUGUGCUGGAAAUUCUCACCGAGUUCUCGUAUCCCGCGGGCGCCGAGAUCACUAGCACUACUGCCUGGGCUGGCGGUCAGUUACUCGGUGGGUGCUUCAUCAUUCUCGGCAACGGUAUGAAAGCAGCUGAGAGUGCUGACCCUCCUCGCAACAUGAAGGACUUUACUAUCUUUCAAGCUGUGCUUGCCAUGGCGAUGAUACCUUUGCCCCUGAUGCUGGGGAUGUUUGGACGCAGUGAUCAAGUAGCUUUGAAACGCACGAAUGUGCACCAGAAUAUGUAA